This is a messenger RNA of Sphenostylis stenocarpa, 597 nucleotides long. Lineage: Eukaryota; Viridiplantae; Streptophyta; Magnoliopsida; Fabales; Fabaceae. The record is from the annotation of a GenBank genome assembly.
AUGGCAGCGGUGGCCGGAGUAUCCUCGGCGGUGAUUAAAGUGGCGGCGCUUUCCGGUUCUCUUCGAAAAGGGUCUUACAACAGAGGCCUGGUUCGUGCUGCGAUUGAACUAAGCAAAGGAAGCAUUGAGGGGCUUGAGAUCGAGUACGUUGAUAUUUCGCCUCUGCCAUUACUCAACACGGAUCUUGAGAUAAACGGGACUUACCCACCAGAAGUUGAAGCCUUUCGCCAGAAAAUUGUUGCAGCUGAUAGCAUCCUCUUCGCUUCCCCUGAAUACAAUUACUCUGUCGCAGGUCCACUAAAAAAUGCAAUUGACUGGGCAUCAAGGGCACCAAAUGUUUGGGCUGAUAAACCUGCUGCCAUAGUGAGUGCUGGAGGAGGCUUUGGUGGGGGAAGAUCACAGUAUCAUCUACGCCAAAUUGGGGUCUUUUUGGAUCUUCAUUUCAUCAAUAAACCUGAAUUUUUCAUCAAUGCAUUUCAGCCACCAGCAAAGUUUAACAGUGAUGGUGACUUGAUUGAUGAAGAUGCCAAGAAUAGGUUGAAGGAAAUCCUUCUGUCCUUGAAGGCAUUUACCCUUAGACUUCAAGGAAAAAUUUGA